AUGGCACAUGCGUCCAGUUCAUCCCCGUUUCGACGAACGUCGUUGCCCUUUAUAUCGUCGAAUGCACCUUUCUCAAGACACAGAACGUCGCCACCCAGUUCCAUCAAAUCCAAUUCACGAGCUUCAAGCUUCUUUUUGCCCAAUACUAUUCAGGAAGAAGACAUGGGCGAGGAUGUGCAAGCCGAUGUCCUUUUUCCUCGCUUCCAAGCAAAGAACGAAGACGAUCAGUUGGACUUUGCCGCAUUUGGUCACAUGGUCGAUGAACAUGCUCGAAAGCAAUCAGCCGGUACCGUUCGCCUGUCGAGAACAUUGAGUCGCCACAGUCAACUCUACGGAGAUCCGCACAAGCAUGUACAAGCCGAGUUUGAAGGAGUGGCACGUUAUCAAGUGUAUUCCUCUCGAGCCGUGGGCACGCCCGUGCAAAGUCUGGAACAACUACUAAAUGAAAAAGGAAAGGAAGCUUUGGAAAGUGUGCUAAGCACCACUGGAUGGUGGGUCGAUGCGCUCUGUCCCACGGAGGAAGAAAUGCGAGUUCUUAGCAAGACAUUCCAUAUCCACCCUCUCACGACCGAAGAUAUUCUAGCUCAAGAACCGCGCGAAAAGGUGGAACCUUUUCCCAACUAUACCUUUGUUUGUUUCCGAGCUUUUGAUAUCGACCCCUAUUCGGAUCAAGUGCUGCCCUACAACUUUUACAUUCUGAUCUUUAAAGCGGGGUUACUGACUUUUCACUUUCGACAAUCGGUGUAUCCCGUCAGAGUGCGAGAACGAACGGAACAGUUGAAAGAGUUUAUUGAUGUGACGCCCGAUUGGAUGAAUUACGCGUUGAUCGAUGCUGUGACGGAUGGUUUUGCUCCAGUGAUUCAACAAAUUGAAAUGGAAGCCGUAUCAAUUGACGAACUGUCACUUGUGUUGCGACAAUCCGAACGAGUGGAUAUGUUGAAACGGAUCAGUCGAUGUCGACGACGCACCACGCAACUCGCUCGAUUACUCAGUUCUAAACUGGAUGUCUUGAAGAGUCUCAUGAAACGCUACGAAGACCGAUCGCGCGAUACGCUAAUGACAGAUACAGAUUUGGCGUCGGCUGAAAUCCCAAUUGACUCUUCGAAUAAGAGAGUAUUUAGCGAUGUUCUACUGUACUUGGGCGACAUUCAAGAUCACGUUGUCACGAUGGUUCAGAAUGUCAACCACUAUGAUCGUAUUUUCCAUCGUGCACAUACCAAUUAUAUUGCUCAGGUCAACCUUGAAAUGAACCAAGUGUAUGCAACGACCAAUAUGGUAAUGAAUCGUUUGACGUUCCUGGCCACUGUAUUUAUGCCACUGACGCUGGUGACCGGUCUGUGGGGUAUGAAUGUUCACGUUCCCGGACAAGACUACCUUGAUCUCAAUUACUUUUUCUGGCUAUUAGCCGGAUUGGUUCUCUAUUGUAUUUCUUGUGGUUAUUUUGGCAAAAAGAGCGAUUUACUCUAG
Molecule: messenger RNA, 1467 nt
Organism: Radiomyces spectabilis
Lineage: Eukaryota; Fungi; Mucoromycota; Mucoromycetes; Mucorales; Radiomycetaceae
Exons: 6
Coding region: 1-1467 (488 amino acids)
Biological process (GO): magnesium ion transmembrane transport; intracellular magnesium ion homeostasis
Cellular component (GO): membrane
Molecular function (GO): magnesium ion transmembrane transporter activity
Source: RefSeq, a predicted model, not a curated record